Molecule: messenger RNA, 5982 nt
Organism: Manihot esculenta (cassava)
Lineage: Eukaryota; Viridiplantae; Streptophyta; Magnoliopsida; Malpighiales; Euphorbiaceae
Exons: 5
Coding region: 367-4464 (1365 amino acids)
Source: RefSeq, a predicted model, not a curated record
UUAUUUGAGAGAAGGAAGAAGCGAUGAUGCCUUUGCCAACACCCAAUUUAAUGAAGCCUCCAUUGUUCUGAUUUCCAUAUCUCUACUCUUCGUCUCUCUCAUCUCUUUUUCUUUGCAUUUUCCUUGAAGUUGCAGAGACUCUAUUCUUCUCUUCUCUCUCUGAAUUAGGUUCUUUCCUGAUCGGGGUGAUCGAUCACUGAUAGACUGUCAGAUAUGCCUUAAUUGAGCAUAGUUAUAAACCUCUUUGAAUUAAUAUUAUCAAGGUGGGAUUGAGAAGCCACUUCAGAUAUAAAUUGGAGGACUUUAUUUUGAUUCAUUGACUGGUAAGGCAUCAAGAAGGGGUAUACAGUGGCAGAAUCUGAAGGCAUGCCUGUAUCAGGAAACGAGGAGACUGCUGUCAAAUCCCUUGGAGGGCAGUCUGGUCUUAAUAUUGCAGGUGUUCCUAUGAAGAAAAGGAGGUUCAUUUGGCCUCCUUCACCUACCUUUGAAGAACAAUCUUCACUACCUGUAGAAAAUGAUUCUUUAAAGAAAGAACACGUUAGCCCAUCUCGGGAUUCUGAACUUGUAAAUGCUAGUGUCUCAGCAAGUUCUUCUGUCUUAUCUGAUUCAAACAAGAAAUUUGCCCCUGAAGAAAAUAAGAAACCUUGUGACAGUAAUUUGUCAAAAAAUAGUAUUAACAACUCAAGAGACAGAAUUGAAGAACCAAGCACGGAUCAGUCUGAUUCUUUGGCUAAGCUUGAUGAUGAUGAUGAGAAGCUUGGGACAGCAGAAAAAUCGGCUAACAUCCUGACUGGAAUUAAACCUCUUGGUGGAGUUCCUAUGAAGAAAAGGAGGUUCAUUUGUCCUCCUUCACCUGCACCUGAAGUUCAAUCUUUAGCUGUUUUGGAAUAUGAUUCUGUACUGAAAGAGCAUGGUAGAUUGCCUCAAGUGCCAGCUCUUUCAAGUGAUAGUGUUGCAGGAAGUUCUUGCUUAUCUGAUGAAAACAAGAAUUUUUUUCCUGAGGCUAAUAACAUGGUUCCUGUAAGUAUUGUACAGGCCAAUACUAUAAAUCUCUCAAGAGUUAAAAUUGAAGAACUACAUACAAUUCAGUCAGAAUCUCUGGCCAAGCUUGACAAUGCGGGGAAGCUUGUGGCAGCAGAAAAAUCUGCGACUGUCCUGGUAAAAUAUGAACAAACUGAGUUGAAUUCAUCACCAAAUAAAGCCCCUGCACUUUAUUUUGAUAAAGAAAUAGUUGAGCAGCAAAUAGCAGAAGGAAAGUGCAAAGCUAAAUAUACUGUUUCCGGGAAUCCUGAAUUGGCAUUAGGUUUGAAGGAUCAUCAUGUGUGUGCUUUGGAGGACCAAAUUCAUGAUGCUAAGAGUUGUAAUCACCACAAUGUAGAAACUGUUUCGUUGAAUUUGUCUUUAAGCAACGGUGAAAGGACUGCCCAUUGCAAAAUAGAUGAUGUGCAGUCAAAUAUUGACAGUGCUAAUAUCUGUGCUAACAGAUCUAAUUGGGAUUUGAACACUACAAUGGAUACUUGGGAAGGUUCUGUGGGUGAUGUAGCUGUAGGUCAAGUGACAGCUGAUGGGUCACGCAUGGUUGGUGUCACACAUCAUAUAGAGCCCUUGACAACAGGAACGGUUGGAACAGGGGUUGCUACUGAAAUUCAAAUUGUUGAGAGUGAGUGCAUGUCUAGUUCUUCUAAAAUAUCUUCACAAUCAGGCCAACUAUAUAAUUCUGAUGAUUCUCUUCAUUUGCGCCUUAGUCCAUCAUUUCUUUCUUUUAAGAAUCAGGAACCUUCUAUAUCGUCUGCUAACAUAGACUCCCAGGCUGGUAUUAGUAUUAGCUCCCCAAGAGGAUUGUUGUCAGCAGGCAACACAGUUAUUUCUAAAACCAUAAAAUCUGAACCAUUGGAUGAUAACCUCAAAAAUGACUCUGGCAGAACUAAAGUGAAUCUGGCAGUACCAUUAGAUUUUAGAGCAGUGUUAGUGAAGAGCGAAUUAGUUGAGAAGUUUGCUCAAGAAGCGCACAAGGCAUUAAAUUUUAGCACUGUGAAACCAGUUGAUGCUAAAUCUAUGAAAUCUGAACCAUUUUAUGAUGUUGAUUUAGAAACACGAAAGACAAUGGAAGGGACAUCACACCAAGAGUGUGAAAGUGCUGGACAGCUUGCUCCAGAAAUAGGUUCUGAGCAUGUGAGUCAUAGUGGUGAUGCAAUUAAUGGUUCCGCUACAGUGGAUGUUGCAGGUCCUGAGAAGAAAAAUAUAAAUGACUUUGACCAAUGCAAAUUAAAAGCCAUGGAUGAACUUCCCUCUGAUGCACACCGGAAUGGUGAGGGUACUGCAAGUGAUGAGGAAAAGAUUAAUUUGUCAGGUGAUAUGCUAGAAGAAGACUCUUAUGGCACUGAAUACGAGUCUGAUGGCAAUUCUGUGCCCAUGGAUAUAGAAGACGAUGGUCAAGGACUGGAUGACUAUGAAGAUGGUGAGUUCAGGGAAGCACAACUGCGCUGUGUAGUGGAGAGUCCUAUAAGUGAGAAAAGAGAUGACAUCAGUCAUGGUGAUUCUGACAGUAAAAUGUUGGAUUCUACAGAGCUACAUCCAGAUGUUCAUCCUACUCCAUCCUCUGUUGAGGGAAAGGGAAUUAAUGCAGAACAACCUGUUGAAAUCAAUAAAGAUAGUGUUGAAGAAUGUAUUGAUACAAUCCUUGAUGGGAAACCCACCAAUGAUGUGGAUAAAGAUGCUUCUAGAGAAGAAUCAUCAGCAGUUGAGAUCUCGGCUAGUGGAGCUGAUAAAAAGAAGGUAGUCAAGACUGUGCGUAGAAAACCACUUGAUUUAUCAGCAAAUAACGAUGCCACGAAGGGUCUUGGAACUGAACAAUCUCCAGAUCAAGGUACUAGUGAAGGUCAAGGAACUUCGGUGGCUGUUGCUCAAGGUACAGUUGAGAAAGUGAACACAAAUGAUGUGGAAAAAAAUGAUUCAGCAAUACCCAAGCUGGAAACAUCUAUAAAUGCUGAUGGUGCAACUAAGGAUGUUAGCAGUGGAGCUAAUCAGAGUAGGAUUAUAAACCUGUCUAUAGCUUCUGGCAUGUCUUCUGGUAAGACAAAAUGUAUAUCCGGCAAGCCAUUGCCAUUGCACCUUGGAAGAGAAAGAUUGCCUGAUGUACCUCUAGAUCCUAGAGGGAGGGAUGAAAGUUAUGAGGGUUCACGCAAGUUUGCAAGAGAAAGGUAUCAAGAUCAGUCAUCUAGAAAUUCUAGAUGGAAUUGUGUUCAUGGAAGAGGGAGGCUUGCUAGUAGGAUUGAUUCUAUGUGCAGUGAUAGAGAUUCUGAGCACUAUUGCAUUCCCAGACAUAAAUAUGCAUCUGCUGUUGCUGGGUCCGAUUCUGAAUUCAUGAAUUAUAAUAUAGGACCGGAUGGUGCAUUUGUUGGUUCUCUUCGGGGAGGGAGAAAGGUAAUGGAAGAUGAUGCAUCAAUUUUCCGUCAUCUAUCUUCAAGGGGGCACUCUCCUGGAGGGAGAGAUGGACCUGCCUCACGUGGAUUUCAGAUGGUCCGAAGAGUGCCAAGAAGAAGCAUCGGGGAAGAUGAUUCUGAAGUUGUUGGACUAAGGCAUGCUGAGAAGAUUAUUAGGGGAUUCCCUGAUGAUGGCGAAGAACAUGCAUAUACACGUCCUCAACCUCCCUAUGAGGGAUUAGAUGGUCGCUUUGUACAAGGGACUAGGAACUUUUCUUCUGUUCAGAGAAGGGGUCUUCAUCAAAUGCAUUCAAAAUCUCCAGUUAGAUCUCGUUCUCCUGGUCCAUGGUCAUCUUCUAGAAGAAGGUCUCCAGAUGGGUUUGGUGGCCCCCUAGAAUUGCCUCACCGAAGAUCACCAAUUUACAGGAUGGAGAGGAUAAGGUCACCUGAUGGCCCAGGUUUUCCUGCAGAGAGGGUGCCUAGAAGGCGUGGUUCCCCAUCAUAUAUGUCCCGACCUAAUGAUAUGAGGGAAGUGGAUCCUUGUCGGGAUCAUGGUCAUCCAAGAUCUAUAAUCUCUAAUAGGAGUCCAACUGGCCGGGUUUUUCUCAGGAACAGGAGAUUUGGUGUUGCUGAUCCUAGACAAAGGCCAGAGAAUGAUGAGUUUUUUGAGGGGCCCAUGCAUCCUGGCCGUUUUCAUGAGCUUGGAGGCAGUGGAAAUGAUGAAGAGAGAAGGUUUGGUGAAAGGCGGGCACCUGUUCGUUCAUUUAGGGCUCCAUUUAAUGGUGCUGAUGGUGAAAAUUUUCCUGUCAAUACAGAGGAUGGCCCGAGGUCCUUUCGGUUCUUCCCUGAAAGUGAUUCAGAUUUCCAUGAGCGAGCUAAUUUGAGGGAAAGCGAAUUUGACAGACGGAUCAAGCACCAUCCAGGAAAUGCACCUCGAAGACCAAGAAACAUUGAAGAAGAAGGAAAUUACCGGCAUGGAGGGCAGGUGUUGUAUGACGAUAGUUUUGAUGAGAUGUCACGAUUGAAGAGGAAAAGAUUUUGACUAGAUUAAUUUACAUCUGCAGCAAGCUAGAUCCUGGAUUACUUGGUGAAUAUGAGGAAGCAGAAGGAAGAAUUAAUUCUGAUUUACAGCUGGGUGUUGAAAUAGCAAGUUGCUGUUCUAUUUAUAGUUCUCAGCUUUUCUGUGAGUACGAUGUGGAUGCUAGCUUGAUUUAAGACCAGUUACUUGCAACACUGGAUGGUUAAUCUGUCUUGUACAUACCAUGGAUCUUCUCGUAACUUCUCCACCAGUUUCUCAUUUGCUAAUUCUUGAUGUUAGCAGCACUUUAGCAAAUGUUUCAUUUGAGCAAGUUUUGUACUGUCAUAAUUGUGGUGGCACUUAAUAUAUUUGAAGGGUCAUUUUGGGGGAAAUAAUUCUUCAUAUUUUCUGUGGGGACCCUCAAGCUUCUCAAAGAAUCUUUACCUCUAUGUGCUGAUUAUUGUGCCUAGUUGGCCAGAUCAGGUAUGCAACUAGGAACAAUUUGAACUUUGAACUAAUUUUCAAGCCACCAAUGGGGCUUUAUUAAAUUCAGAGAUUAGCCUAUUCUUUGCUUUCAUUCGAUUCUUCACAAACCUUUGUGAUGUUGAACAAGCAUGCAUACUUUAAAUCAACCAAUUUGUGAGGUCAGCUGAUACAGUUUUAGCAGUGAUGCUGAAGGGGGAGAAGUUUUAUUAAUCGCUAUUCUUUUUCCCCUCCUGUAAAGUGCAUUAAUUGACACAAGAAAUAUGCAAGUCCGUCCUGCUUGUUAGCACUAGAGCACUUAACUGUUAGGUUCUGAUGAUGGCUGGUGGACUGAGGACCCAAUUUUGGUGUUAGCAGUUAAGAUGCUGGCAAUUUUGCUUGUGAAAAGGUCUAUGCUUUUUUUUGAGGAUGCAUAUGUGUCUUGUAGUAUGCUUUCUUAGCUGUGACAUUUGUCAUUCUUUAGUAAAUGAAACAUGUCAUUGGCUAUUUUUGUGAUUGCAUCUCAGGUUGACUGUUUCUGCAAUUUCUAGAUCAGGCGCACAUUUGCAAAGUAUUGAGCUUUGUCUUGGCAUCUUGGCGUCUUUUCUUACAGGCAUUAAUCUUAAGGGGAAAUAGACUCUGAAAAUAUUAGCCUCUCUUCAUAGUAGUGCUUUUGAUUCUUUCCUGUAGCUGUACCCUGUUUGCCUUCUACUGCAUUGGUGGAACAAAGAAAAGGUUGAUUUAUUAGGCAUGUGUCAAGCACAAGAAUUUAUCAAGUACCGUGGGUUAAAAGGUAAAGCUUCCUACAGUUAGAUGUAGAUCAGUUAGUGUUGCUUGUAGAUUAGCGACAGUUUGGAUCGCCUGCUUUUUGCCUUUUAAUCCCAUUUAUCAUAAAAUCAUCAUCAUAAUACUCUCUUUCCUUCUGUAGCGUGGUACUUUCUGUAACUUUUGCAGAUGAAGUCGUAUUAGGAAGUGGAAAAUAAGAAUUGGCAUGGCCAUAUCCAAUGGAUUAUGUCACAUGAUUUUGUACAGUUUUGAGAUUUAUAAUAUAUGGGAGCAUGUUAUCUUUGGCGUCUUUCC